Molecule: messenger RNA, 2786 nt
Organism: Phymastichus coffea
Lineage: Eukaryota; Metazoa; Arthropoda; Insecta; Hymenoptera; Eulophidae
Exons: 3
Coding region: 44-460 (138 amino acids)
Source: RefSeq, a predicted model, not a curated record
CGGCGAGAGGAGGAGGAUAGGUGCGAGGGGACGGCGAGAGCGCAUGCCCGACAGCCCCUGUGAACUCUGGGGAUCGUACGCGCACACCCCCCGGCGAUGCAGUCGCCAAUGCGAACACCUCAGCGGAGCAGCGCACGGGGCCAGCAUGCGGCUCGAUGUCAAAGUAGCUCUGUGCCUGCUACUCUGCGUGGUCUACUCGACCGAAGCUGCCUCGCGACACGCCGUCGCCAAGCGCAACUACAGCGACCAGAGCGUUCGCGGCUACCUGACCGAGAGAACGUGCUGGUGGAACGAGGUGUGCAAGGAGGAGUUCCACAGCAAGUUCAGGUGCCGCUGCCCAAGAUGGUCCUAUUGUCGGGCGCCCGGCCGCUAUUACGACGCACACUGCAGCAUCACGCACACCGGCUACAUCUGGACGCAGCCCGAAACUUCGGCGUCCGCGGAUCCCGCCGAUAAAUAGAUUGGCCUUCCUUUUCUCUCGGCUCGCCCGGAUAACUCGCAUAGUCGUCCGAAUGUAUUUCUCCGCCUUCGUCGAAUGCUUUUAUGCUAUCCAGUAGCUUGCAAAAGAUCGACUUCUCUGUCGGUUACUCUAGUCUUGCAGUCUCCCCCCCCCCUUUUCUUUAUUGUCAUCUGCGAUUAAUUAAGAUAGACGGUCCACUUUACGACUCUUAACUGGACAUAAAUAACGGGUUUGACGAAUAAGGUUGCUCAUAAUAUACGAUAAAUGAUAAGCAUUCACGUUAACGUUACACCAUUCAAUUCUCUCUAACUAUAUAUUAUAUGGAUCGUUAUGCCUUUCAAAGUUUGUGAUUUUCAAACUAAGAUGAAAAAAAAGUUUGAACGUAGAGCAGACUAAAAAUUGACUUCAAAAUGAUAUACAUGUAAAAAUAGACAGGUAAAUCGAUACUAUUAUACGCGAGGCUAAUGCUCAAAUGAAUCUUUACUGCUGGUCGGGACGCAGAGAAUUUUUCAAUCAAUAGGCUUGCCCGAUGUGCCGUGAUAAUAAUUUAACGACUUGUUUUUCAUUUCCAACAAGCUCUGCCAUUGUUACCCGCCAGCGACGUGCGCUGAAUUAGAGAAAGUACACGUUGAUUACAUUUUAACGAUCAGUUCCGUUCUAGAAAAUAUCCGCGAAAUCAGCUAUUUAGAAAAAAAAAGGAACGACAAUAUGCAACGAAUAUACCACUUGCACGUAACUUUAACCUUUUAAGGACGGGACUGCGGUCGAUAUUUCGACCUCUCAAGUAUCGUAAUAUUUUUGAAUGAUUUUGGGGGAUAGUGAUUUCAAGGUCAAAUUUUUUAUUCGGUAUUUUGACAUGUCAAUUGAUAUAUACACGUGAUGUGAUGCGCUGAAUACGAAAACAAUAAAACAAUAGUGUUGCGUAUAGCCAAUGAAACAUUAUCAUAAAGUCAAAUAUUUUGAGAUGAGAGGCAAGGGGAUUCACAAAAAGCAAGCACUCCAAAGGGAUCAAAUUUUCGUCACACCCACGCUGUUGAUCCUGGGUCAUACUAAGAGCGAAAACUGAAAUAUUUCUUGCAAAUGACACUUAUAAUAAACGUUACUAUUUUUCUGUAUCCAACGCAUACAAAAACGUACGGAUAUCAUUUCGGACAGAAAACAACGGAUUUAACCUUGAAAUGCAAUUUUCGAGAUCAGAGAUGUCUUCUGAACAUUUUUUAUUAUGUUUUUCGUAUUCAGCGCAUCCAAUUACUUAUGAAUGCACUGUUAAUUCCACAAAUAAGAUUUUUACAUGGGACUUUUUGUCCCAGACAGGACUGGUCGAAAUCUCGACCAUGAAAUUUGUCGGGCACUUGACGUGACGGAUUCUUCAAUUUUACGUACAAAUAUCAUACCGUAUAAGAAAAUGUCCAAUUUUAACGCAAAAAUUCCCGUCCUGAAAAGGUUAAGGACGAAUGACGUUUACUGCAACGAUCGUUUGGGAGAUAACGUUUAAUGGUUAAAAUCCUCUUAACACUGUCCAUAGUUGUUGGACUUUUCGUAGUUAGUAUCAGAAAUGCUUGUCGCCCGCUGUCUAGUAGCUUCACUGAAGUUUGCCUAGACUGUAAUUGAUGCUGACGCUUUAUGGUCAUAUAGGAUAUAUCUGUUCUACGUCGCUCGCUGACGAUUACACUGAAGUGAUUAUUGAAGGUGCCUGUAUGCUCUUAUAAAAGAAAACUUCAGCUUUUCUUUUGUCAAUGUUUUAAUGCUCGAACGGAACAAACAAUCUACACACUUAGUUUAUAUCAUUUUUCUACAUACUGUACGAUAAACGCACAGGAUGGCCGUGCUACUCGAAAAAACGUUUCGUAGUAUUUGGGAAAGGAAAAUUUGAAUAGAGUAAGAUCUAAAUAAUUGCUGAUCACUAGUGAAUAACUCGAAUUGGAUUUAUUGAAAGACAACAUUGAUUAUUCGAAAACUAUCGAUUUUUGAAAGUUCAUAGACCAAGAACCGCACGCUUGCUCGUACGUUCGAUUAAAUAAAAAAAGCAACAAUAACAAUUUCUAUGAAUAAUUUAAUAAAAAUUCUAUUGUUUACAAAUAAUAUUUAGAUACACAAAGAAUAUUUGGUAAUAUUCUACCCAAAGUCUACGAAAAUUAGUCAAAUUAUCACGGAACAUUGUAUUAUAUUAGUUUGUACGCAAAUAAAAUGAAAUUGAUGGAAUAUAAGAUUGAAAGACAAUAUUACACAAAAAGUGUUCUACAUAUUAUAGAUAUAUACAUGCAAUACCGAAGCGUUCAUUUAUUAGACAUUGUUAUAAUAUUGUAAUAUAUUUUGAAAACUCAUA